Molecule: messenger RNA, 3745 nt
Organism: Amborella trichopoda
Lineage: Eukaryota; Viridiplantae; Streptophyta; Magnoliopsida; Amborellales; Amborellaceae
Product: DNA-directed RNA polymerase 1B, mitochondrial
Biological process (GO): mitochondrial transcription
Cellular component (GO): mitochondrial DNA-directed RNA polymerase complex
Molecular function (GO): DNA-directed RNA polymerase activity; DNA binding
Source: RefSeq, a predicted model, not a curated record
ACGAUGAACAAGUAGAGAGAGAGGGUUUAUGGGGGGUUUAAGGCGGCUGCAUUGUCUCUCUCCCACUGGUUCUUGUUCUUAUUCCUUCUCUCUCCCGAUUUCAUGAGCAUUUUACUUCUUCUCUUUAUCUAUUCUCUCUCUACGACUGCGAUUGAUGUGCACAAGUGUCGCCUUCUCUUCAUGAUCUUUUAACCCAAUCUCUUCCUUUAGCUCCGCCUGAUCUUUUAACCCAAUCUCUCCACCGUAAACCGUCAAAAAAGUAUCGAAAUAUGUGGAGAAUUUCAGGGAAGAGGGCGUUUUCAGCCAACCCAACUUCAAUAACUCGAUCUUCUUUGCUACCCACUUUGGUUUUUUGGAGCAAAGCGCAAGAUUCAUCAUCUCUCGGUGAAUCUGCACCUUUUGAUCGCUCCAUUGGCUUAAAAAUGAGAAAUUUCGAGUUGGGUUCUCGCUGUAACUCUCAAUUUGGUGGAGAGUUGCAGGAUAGAGAUGGAAAGAUGGGAAAUGGCCUCAAAAAUCCGGUUUUCUUCAAUUGCUUUAAUGGCAGAAGGGAUCCAUUCUUUCUCAGAGGAUGUUCUUUAAAGGGUUUUGCCAAUGCUGCUGAGGCAGUUGUAUCAACUGAUAUCGAUGAGGACUGUUCUUCUGGAUCAGAGGAAACCCAUUUGGUUUUGCCAACAAACGGGUAUAAUUCUAAUGGGGCUAUAAGAGAAGAGAGAGAAAAAUUGAAGCCAAAGAAUGGAUAUAAAGAUGGAGUAAUGGGAAAGGCAAAGUACUUGGCUUUGAGAACGCGUCAAGUGAAAAUCGAGACUGAAGCUUGGGAUCAAGCUGCAAAGGAAUACAGAGAGCUUAUGAUGGAUAUGUGUGAGCAUAAGUUGGCACCCAAUUUGCCUUACAUGAAGUCUCUCUUUCUUGGUUGGUUUGAGCCAUUACGAGAUAUUAUAGCUUCAGAGCAAGCUUCAUAUAAGGCUGGGAAGAACAAGGGGGCUUAUGCUCCAUACUUUAUGCAACUGCCUGCUGAUAUGAUGUCUGUUAUAACCAUGCAUAAAUUGAUGGGUUUGUUGAUGACUGGAACUGAUAAUGGGUCCACUAGACUUGUCCAGGCAGCUUGUCAGAUUGGUGAGGCCAUUGAGCAAGAGGUUAAAAUUCAUAGAUUUUUUGAAAAAACAAAGAAGAAAUCUGACAAAGAGAAGAAGUUAGACGGGGAAGAGCCUAAUGAGGGCGACAAAGAAAAAGAGAGUCUCAGGAAACGGGUCACAAAUUUGAUGAAAAAGCAAAAGCUGCAUCAAGUGAGGAAGAUAGUGAAGGGGCAAGAUGAUGCAAAGCCGUGGGGUAUCGAUAUCCAUGCUAAGGUUGGAAGUCGUCUCAUUGAGUUGUUGAUAGAAACUGCCUACGUACAACCUCCUGUUGAUCAAUCUGCAGAGGGUCCACCUGAUAUAAGACCUGCCUUCAGGCACAUACUGAAAACUGUAACAAAAAAUGACCAGAAAAUUCGCCGAAGGUAUGGGGUUAUCGAAUGUGACCCGUUAAUCUGUAAGGGGCUGGAGAAAACUGCCAGACACAUGGUCAUUCCUUACAUGCCAAUGUUAGUGCCACCAGUCAAAUGGACGGGGUAUGAUAGAGGAGGACAUUUGUUCUUGCCUUCCUAUGUUAUGCGCAUUCAUGGAGCAAGACAGCAGCGCUAUGCAAUUAAACAUGCUCCUAGGAAGCAGUUGCUGAAAGUUUAUGAGGCCCUUGAUACUCUUGGCACUACUAAAUGGCGCGUGAAUAAGAGAGUACUUGGUGUGAUUGACAGAAUAUGGGCUGAUGGAGGGCGCCUUGCUGACUUGGUUGACCGUGAAGAUGUAGCCAUACCCGAGAAGCCAGACACAGAGGAUGAAGCAAAAAUUCGGGAGUGGAAGUGGCUUGUCAAAGGGGCAAGGAAGAAAAACAGUGAACUGCAUUCUCAGCGGUGCGAUACAGAACUUAAACUUAAUGUGGCCAGGAGAAUGAAGGAUGAAGAAGGCUUCCACUAUCCCCAUAACCUAGAUUUUCGAGGUCGCGCGUAUCCCAUGCAUCCAUACCUGAACCAUCUUGGUUCAGAUCUCUGUAGAGGGAUUCUAGAGUUUGCAGAGGGGCGCCCACUUGGGAAAUCAGGAUUGCGUUGGUUGAAGAUACAUCUUGCAAAUCUAUAUGCAGGUGGUGUGGACAAAUUAUCCUAUGAUGGUCGUCUAGAGUUUGUUGAGAACCAUUUGGAAGACAUAUUUGAUUCGGCCGAUAGGCCAUUGGAAGGUGGACGGUGGUGGCUUGGUGCCGAAGACCCAUUUCAGUGUUUAGCAGCUUGUGUCAAUCUUUCUGAAGCCUUGAGAAGCUCUUCGCCAGAUACAACUAUUUCACAUAUGCCUGUUCAUCAGGAUGGUUCUUGUAAUGGUUUGCAGCAUUAUGCAGCCUUAGGGAGAGACAAGUUGGGUGCAAUUGCUGUGAACCUGGUAGCUGGGGAAAAGCCUGCAGAUGUUUAUUCAGGAAUAGCUGAAAGAGUUCUGGAUAUCAUGCGAAGGGAUUCACAGAAAGACCCUACAAGUGACCCAAAUGUAGCACGUGCUAAGCUCCUGCUUAAUCAGGUGGAUCGAAAAUUGGUGAAGCAGACAGUCAUGACUUCAGUGUACGGAGUGACAUAUGUAGGUGCACGUGACCAGAUAAUGAGAAGGUUGAAAGAGAGAGGUGCCAUAACGGAUGAAAAGGAGCUCUUUAGUGCAUCUUGUUAUACUGCCAAAGUAACGUUAACUGCUUUAGGAGAGAUGUUCCAAGCUGCAAGGAGCAUUAUGAGCUGGUUGGGUGACUGUGCAAAAGUGAUCGCUUCUGAAAAUGAGACUGUAAGGUGGACUACUCCACUUGGGCUUCCUGUAGUGCAACCUUAUAGGAAACUGGGAAGGCAUCUUAUUAAAACUUCUCUCCAGGUCUUGGCUUUACGAUGUGAAACUGAUAAGGUCAUGGUUAAGCGACAAAGAACAGCCUUCCCUCCAAACUUUGUGCACUCCCUUGAUGGUUCCCACAUGAUGAUGACUGCCAUUGCUUGCAAGAAGGCAGGCUUGAAUUUUGCUGGCGUGCAUGAUUCAUAUUGGACGCAUGCAUGUGAUGUGGAUGAGAUGAACAGAAUACUUAGGGAGAAGUUUGUUGAGCUCUACAGCACCCCCAUACUGGAAAAUUUGCUCAGGAACUUCCAAGAGUUGUUCCCAAAGCUCAGUUUUCCACCUUUGCCAGCUAGAGGCGACUUUGAUCUCAAAGAGGUAUUGGAUUCACCUUAUUUCUUCAACUGACAUUGCAGACCUCCCCAUUUCUCGCUUAACCAACCAAGAUGGGGUGCUGGCUACGUAAAAUUAUUAGCCCCUUUCAAUCUCUGCUGUUGAAAUCACAGUGUGGCAAGAGUUGUAUUCUUUCUCCCAAAGCUCAGGCCAUGGCAAUUGACAUAUGAGUUCUGCAAAGAAGCGUCUGAGCAAAAAGCUCUGAUGCCUGAGUGAUGUAAAUAUUAUCAAAAUGAGAGAAGCCUUUGAGCUGGUGGAUAAAGGCCUGCCAUAUUGGCAGUGUAUAUCUACUUGGGCUUUAACCCAAAUCUUUUACGAGUAGCUCGUUGAUCUUUGGAUCGACUGGUUUUGUCAGUUUAGUUGAGAAACAUGAAGAGGGAAGCUUAGUUCAGCUGCGGAGAGAUAAGAGAGGCGACCCGAGAAUAAGUGUUGUAAUAGCAAUUGCAAUGAUAGUCGACUUGUUAGUCUUC